Monosiga brevicollis MX1 is the source of this 867-nucleotide messenger RNA. RefSeq lists its product as uncharacterized. NCBI's taxonomy places the organism in Eukaryota, Choanoflagellata, Craspedida, Salpingoecidae. The transcript has a single exon. The coding region runs from base 1 to 867 and encodes 288 amino acids. The record is from RefSeq and is a predicted model, not a curated record.
AUGGCUGUCGUCCUCAACGCCGCUGCCAACCUGGCUUCCCUAAAGCCCCGCAAUCAUGAAGCAGCCAACCAAGUGGCCAUCGAACAGUACAGCGAUGCCUCCGCCAAAGGCUACAAAAAGUCCAAGCUCGCAGCCUGGCGUCUCUACGGCGAGCGCCACUUGGCACAAAACAUGCUUGGCAACCUUGUUGGCUGCCGUGUCCUUGAUCUGGCCUGUGGCGAAGGCUUUUACACCCGCUUCCUCAAAAGUAACAUGGGCGUGGCCUCAGUCAUUGGUGUCGAUCUCGCCCCCGAUAUGAUCAAGCUGGCCCGCCAGGAGGAACAAGAGCGGCCUCUGGACAUUGAAUACAUCUGCGCUGACGCCGCCGACUUGAACCUCGACCAGCUUGGCCACAUUGACAUGUGCUUUGCCGCCUACCUCCUGAACUAUGCCCCUGACUACGACACCCUGUUGACCAUGUGCAAGAUGAUCUUUCGCCUCCUGCCUCCUGGUGGACGCUUUGCCACCAUCAACAACAACCCCAACGACGUCCAAGCUCAUCAUCCAGAGAUGCGCAAGUACUGCUUCACCAAGACUUGUGCUGAUCGCGUCCGAGUCGGAGGCACCGCCCCGCUGGCGCCCGGUGCCGUCAUCAAGUACCGCUUCUUUGCCACUUCUGCCACUUGUGAGGCAAUGUGCGAGAUCGACAACUACUUCCUCCCGACCACCCUCUACCAACAGGCGCUGGCUGAGGCCGGCUUUGAGAACAUCCAGUUCCAUCCUUACGUUGUGAGUUCAGAAGGCCAAAAGCGCAUGCCCGCGGGCUACUGGGACGAUAUCCUCGCAACCCAGCCUGUCAUUGGUCUCUCCGCCAACCGACCCAAGUAA